CUUUCCCGGAAAAAAUAUUUUCUUAAUAUUAUUAUGGCACAAACGCUCAUUGAAUUAUAUCGCCCUAAAACUAAAUACGUCCAAACCGUUCGUCGUUUAGCUUCUUAGAUACUUUCUUUUUUUCCUUUUUUUAGAUACUUUUUUUAACUAGUUGUACAAACAAACGAUUUGGACAUUUCAUCAUCUAUGUUGGAACGUUUUAAUGUGCCCCCUUUUUUCUAGUUGGUGGUCCAGCUUCUGCAGUUUAGCUAUUUCUCAAAGGGGACGCAUUGCCGUUGCCCGCCCUUCGCAUAACCGUACCCUUACUCUUUCUCGAAGACACGUGCCUAUCUGACGGAUGAGUCGUAGCUGGUUGCAUUUCUAAAUCUAGUCUAAAGCAGUGGGCGGAACUCCGGCUUGUGUAUGAAUGUUGUAUAUUGCUCUAUGUGUUAUGUUAGGACACGCUUUUACAAAAAAGUAUAGCUAAAAAAAGGUACACCAAUGAGAACCUGUAGUGAAGUUACGUGAGCUUGUAGUCGUUGGACUGGACAUACACUUCGAAUAUAAGUUGACUAGAUAUUAUCUAGUUCUUGUGAUUUAGACAGAUUUUCAUUGCGUUUAGGCGAGCGUGCAGUGGGUGCGCUGUUCGGACAUACGACGGUAUGUCUUGGAGCCGGAAUCUCGUAGUGAAAGCCUAUUGAAAAGCAAUUUUCUACAUUCAUCUGUAUGCGGUCCUGAAAAUGUGAGGGCCCCUGUUGUGUCGGCGACCUGAUAAGAAGUCUGUCGGCACGCGUGGCCAGUGGAGUGAGAAUUCGCUUAUGCCACUUGCAACCUCUUCCUAAUGAGUAGCUUCGCAAUCCUCGGUGCUUCGUUGACUUCACGUAAAAAUUCAGGCCAGCUAAGAUAGAAGGCCUGUAGGUCAGUUUCCGGACGACCGGCCGUUAUCUACGACAGCAACAGUUGAACCUCAUUUCGUCAUGGGUAGUUCCAAACUACGUAGCAAGAUUCGCGCACUGGCGUGCGAACAUUGGCUUAUGCUCAUAGCCGUUAUCCUGUUUUUACUAGCUCUUCGAUGCCCCACAGGCUGGGGUGUGUCCUACACGUCUCUUGAUGAUGUGGUGUCAUGCGUGCCUGUACAAGGCCACUGCGAGCUCAUCCCUAACAGUCGCAACUAUGGUCCCGUUCGUCGGAUAGUUAAUGAGGCGUACCUGCGAUCACUCGAAAGGCGACUUAACAAACAUUUUAAUAAAAGCGGUCUAUCGCUAAUACAACCGGAAGGCUGCGAGCCAGCAUAUCGCACAGCCAUUGUGGUACCUUACCGGAAUCGUUCAGAACACCUCGAAUUAUUUAUUCAACAUAUGCAUGACUUCCUUGCCGGGCAAGGUAUUGCGUAUGCGAUAUACAUAAUUCAACAGGACAAGGAAGGCCAGUUCAACCGAGGGAUGCUAUUCAAUGUCGGCUUCCGUGAGGCACUUAGAGAUUUUGACAAUUUCUGCUGUUUUAUUUUUCAUGAUGUGGACCUGCUUCCGGAAAAUCCACAGAAUGCGUAUGCAUGUAGCAGCCAUCCACGGCAUAUGUGCGUGGCAAUCGAUACGUUUCGUUACGUCGUACCAUACAGUAACAUCUUUGGAGGUGUGGUUGCUAUGCAACGCGAACACGUUUUAAAGGUGAAUGGCUUUUCCAAUCGAUUCUGGGGUUGGGGUGCCGAGGACGAUGACUUAGCUUUGCGUCUACGUCUGGCUGGUCUUACGAUCUCUCGUUGGCCGCCUCAUAUAUCCAGGUAUACAAUGUUAAGCCACGGCAAGGCAACACCAAACCCCGGCCGGUUUUCUCUGCUGCUAGAAACCGAAGCCAAAUGGAAAUACGAUGGUUUAAGCGACCUACGCUACGAUGUGCUCUCGAUCAACCGAAAUCCCCUCUUCACAAUGAUCACCGUUCACCUUCACAAGAGCCUUUCUAACUGAUCGAAACGCCCAUUUCUUACCGAAUCUUGCUAGAAUUCUUCACGGCUUUCCGUAUAAUAGCGGUCGUUAUAGACAUCAAGGCGCAACACCAUAUCCAGUUCGAACUUUCCCUGUAAAUAUGUAUGGAGCGAUAGAGAAACGUGCAUAAAAUUGUCGUCAGAAGCUA
Messenger RNA from Varroa destructor (honeybee mite), 2109 nucleotides. RefSeq names its product beta-1,4-N-acetylgalactosaminyltransferase bre-4-like. The record is from RefSeq and is a predicted model, not a curated record. Gene Ontology annotation, cellular component: Golgi apparatus. Gene Ontology annotation, biological process: glycosphingolipid biosynthetic process; carbohydrate metabolic process. Gene Ontology annotation, molecular function: galactosyltransferase activity; N-acetyl-beta-glucosaminyl-derivative 4-beta-N-acetylgalactosaminyltransferase activity. NCBI's taxonomy places the organism in Eukaryota, Metazoa, Arthropoda, Arachnida, Mesostigmata, Varroidae.